Hemibagrus wyckioides is the source of this 3643-nucleotide messenger RNA. It is a transcript of the gene usp38, whose product is annotated as ubiquitin specific peptidase 38. The transcript has 11 exons. Gene Ontology annotation, molecular function: cysteine-type deubiquitinase activity; cysteine-type endopeptidase activity. Gene Ontology annotation, biological process: ubiquitin-dependent protein catabolic process; protein deubiquitination. The coding region runs from base 224 to 3277 and encodes 1017 amino acids. The record is from RefSeq and is a predicted model, not a curated record. NCBI's taxonomy places the organism in Eukaryota, Metazoa, Chordata, Actinopteri, Siluriformes, Bagridae. Gene Ontology annotation, cellular component: cytosol; nucleus.
UGACGUUUAUGUUCAUCAGCUGAUUGUACGACUAGAGUAGAAUCAAAACACUGCGUUAAAAUAAAACUGGAUUGUAAUUGAAUUAUGAAUCGCCUUCUAAGAGAUUAUUCAAGUGUCGUAUAAAAUGACUUCUUUUGGCUUCCUCAUCUACCCCUGUGCACGUUUUCGCCUCACAGCUGUUCCGUUCCUCUCCAGGCUCCCCAUGGUGCAGUAAAGCUCCAGAAUGGAUAAGAUUCUCGAAGGUCUGGUGAGCUCAUCUCACCCGAUCCCUGUGAAGCGGGCUAUAGUGAAGAUGGUGGUGGAGGCGGCUGAGAAAGAGGUGACCCAGGAGCAGUGUCAGGCCCUGUAUCAGCUCACUGCACGUCUUAUCCUGCUUGGCGAGGACGCCUUCCAGCGGCAGGUGGGCCUCCAGGUGCAGGAGGCGUACGCUCGUUACCACCGUGACGAGUUUGCCCGCUUCCUGAGUAAGGACUAUGUCCUGGACUUGCUGCGUCAGGGCUACGGCCCUCUGGACCGCCGUGAUCCGACCAUACUGGACUUCCUCCAUGGCUGCCUACGGCUUCUUAUCAGCUGCCCGGCUGUGCUGGAUCUGGCGCCGAUGCUACAAACUGAGGUUCUCCGCAUGGUCUGUGAGCGACCCGAUGCCGGGUUCUGCAGCAAGCUCGCCACGCUGCUCAGCGACUUCCCACAGUGUAUACCGCGCAGCAAAGCUGCCGUGCUGCUCUGCCAGCAGUUUGUGCGCACGUUUGCACAUUUCCAGUGUCCGGCAGCCGAGGAGGCGGAGCUUAGGCGCUACGUAGGGCAGGUGGGCUGUGUAGCCACGUUGCUGCAGGGCAUCUGGAAGUCGGAGCCUGCCACGCUUCUGCCCUCACUACAGGAAGUCUUCGCUAUUAUCUCCUCAACAGAUCCAUCUACUGAACCAUCCAUCGCUCUGGCCAGUCUGGUGCAGCAUAUCCCUCUGCAAAUGAUCACUGUCCUCAUCAAGAGUCUCACCACUGACCAAAACGUCAAAGACGCCAGCAUGACACAGGCACUCAGCAGGAUGAUCGACUGGCUCUCGUGGCCGCUGGCCCAUCACGUAGACACCUGGGUUAUUGCUCUUCUGAAGGGACUGGCUGCCGUGCAGAAGUUCACCAUCCUCAUCGACGUCACCUUGCUUAAAAUCGAACUGGUCUUUAAUCGUCUGUGGUACCCCAUAGUGAGACAAGGGGCGUUAGCAGUCCUCUCUCACAUGCUGCUGAGCUUCCAGCACUCACCGGAGGCCUUUCAUCUGGUAGUCCCUCACGUGGUACCGCUGGUGAAGUCUUUGCAGAGCGAUGGCCUCCCUACCAGCGAAACCUUCCUGCUGCAGUUCAGCGAGCUCAUCCACUGCAUGAUGUACCAGUACUCUGGCUUCCCCGACCUUUACGACAGCAUCCUCGAAGUCAUUAAGGAGCUCCCUAAACCCAGCGAAGAGAAGAUCAAGUACGUGCUAAACCAAAGUGCCUGGACCUCGCAAUCAAACUCUUUCGCCUCUGGACUGCUGAGGAUUACGGGGAAAUCAGAGACAGGGAAGACUGGACUCAUGAACUUGGGCAACACGUGCUACCUAAACAGCAUCAUUCAGGUGCUGUUCAUGGCUACAGAUUUCAGACGGAAUGUAUUAUCUCUGAACCUGAACGGUUCCAAUACGCUGAUGAAGAAACUGCAGCUGCUCUUCGCUUUCCUGGCACAUACUCAGCGUGCAGCGUACGCACCACGGGGCUUUCUGGAAGCCUCUCGGCCGCCCUGGUUCACAGUGGGCUCCCAGCAGGACUGUUCUGAGUAUCUCCGCUUUCUUUUAGACAGGCUCCACGAGGAAGAAAAGACACUCCGAGCUCUCCAGACAGCCAAACCUAAUACCACGUCCUCUGACGCUGAGGUUACGGACGAUGCACAAGCUCAGAACGUGACCAACACCCCGUGUCAUUCUCAGACUAAACUGGCGGACACUGAUGAUGGACAGACUCUGGUGGAGCAAAUGUUCGGCGGGCGUCUAUCCACGAGCAUCCGCUGCCUGCAGUGCCACAGUCUUUCUGAGAAAGAGGAACCGUUUACAGAUCUUUCUCUUGCUUUUUGUCCAACGGGCACUGUGGGCUCCUCGACCGUGCACUCCCACCAGGGGGCAGUAAACGGCGGCAGUGAGAAUUCUGAAGGUGCUGCAAAGGAUGAGCGGAGCGAAGAGAGACCCAAGAUGGAGACAGUGCUGUCCCUGUUAGAUCUGCUCGAGUAUUUUCUGGCACCAGAGAUCCUGGAGGAGGACAAUUGUUACUUCUGCGAACGCUGUGGCUCCUUGCAGCGGGCGGAACGAGCCAUACAUGUGGUGACUGCCCCGGAGUACCUCAUCCUCACUCUCUUACGCUUCUCGUAUGAUGCGACAUGCCACGUGCGACGCAAAAUCCUGGACAACGUAGACAUCCCAUUGCACAUGCAUCUGCCUGUUCAGCAGCACAGCACUUCCUCAUUUUCCUCUUCUUCAUCACCACAGUCGGUGCAAAUGGACUCUCCAGAUAGUGGCGAGAACUUGGCCAAGAAGCUGAAACCUUCUCAUAAAGAGAAAGAGGAGGAAGCCGAAGGCGUAACGGACAGCGGGAUCGAGAGCAGGAGAACGGACUGGGGGUUAGGGGUGCGGUGUGUACCUUACGUCCUGAGUUCUGUAGUGAUGCAUUCUGGGAUGUCCUCGGAGAGCGGACACUACUACUCGUACAGCAGGAACACAAGCGGUAUGUCAGCCAAUCACUCUCUUAAGAAUCCGGAUUCAGAUUCCGGUGUCGGCUUUUCAGAGAGCUCGAGAGCUUCACAGGAAGUACUGGAGCGUGCAGGGCAAGACUCCAGGGACUGGUUCCUGUUCAACGACAGCAGAGUGACCUUUACCAACUUCCAGUCCGUGCAGAACAUCACGAGUCGUUUCCCUAAGGACACGGCCUAUGUCCUGAUUUACAGGAAACAGGAAGAAGUCGGGGGGCAGGCUGGGACUUCGAGAGCUACCGUGAAUGGUGCUAGGUUCAGCGGGGAACCACCUCUUCAUAAAGAUCUGAUGGAUGCCAUCACCAAAGACAACAAACUCUUCUUACAGGAGCAGGAGCUUAACGCCAGGGCCCGUGCUCUCCAGGCCGCCUCGGCCUCCUGCUCGUUUCGUCCCAACGGCUCAGAUGACAACGAGCCCCCGGGAAGCUGCGGGCCAUCGGGUGGAGGAGGAGGUGGAGGAGGAGGAGGAGGAGGAGGAGGCUUCAGCACUGUCAGCAGACUGGUCUUCUGAGAGUGGGACACUUUCACACUCAUACAGCGCACUGGACUCAUACACUCAACACUGGACCUCCUUCUGUCUGAAACCCACAUGCAGAAAUUUUCAAUAACUCAAAACCACCUCACAAGCUUUUCUAAACAUACAUAUCCUUCUGUUUUCAUGCAAAGUGUUCACAAAGAGCACUUUUUGGUAACACUUUAUUAUACCACAUCAAGGACCUUUGUAAUACAUUGCAUAAAUCCUUUUCUAGAGAAAUGCUGGAGACUUUAUGAAAUGUCAGCACUCGAGAUUUGAUCUAAUUUUGGGUCUUUACACGAAAGAGAGAAGAGAGAACAACCUGCAGGCUUUUUAAACUCCAUUUUUAAAAAAAAAAACAAA